This is a messenger RNA of Parnassius apollo (apollo), 279 nucleotides long. NCBI's taxonomy places the organism in Eukaryota, Metazoa, Arthropoda, Insecta, Lepidoptera, Papilionidae. The record is from the annotation of a GenBank genome assembly.
AUGGACUACGAAUCCAGUGAUGACGAUGUUAUUGACUUGUGCAAAGAGCUAAGCAUAAAUAUACCAGGGAAGAAUAAACAACAAAAAAUGAAUAUUGAAAAUAUUGACAUGAAUAAUCUGCCUGUUAUUUUAGCAGCUGAGGAGAUACAGCCUGUGAUUCACGCACCACUUUUAAAACAGUCCCUUGAAAUAUACACCAACUUUUUCUACUACGCAAACCUUUCUCUACUCCCCUUGCCUCAUACUGUCUGCACUGUCAAAUGUGCCGGAACCGUCUAA